AGAUGGCGACUAAUAUAAUUGAUUAAAUCAAGAUUGAUACUUUUUCCAUAUCUUGCAAUCAAUAGGGAUAAAGGAAUUAUAUUUAUAGUAACUGAACAUUUUUUGGUUCGUCAAUGUUCAAAUUAAAAAUCCAAUCUUGUGCAAAUCAAAACAGCAUUUUGUUUAAUUCGUGAACUUUUCGGAUGCAAGUUGCCAUCACUAAAAACAGUACUGUUCAUAUCCACCAGAAAGUCCCCGUUACCCAACAUUUCUUUCAUUCUUCAUCCGAUAAUUACACAAAGCUCAUCAAUGUAUGCAUUCAGAAUCGGGCCCUGCAAUCCGGAAGAGCUUUACACGCUCACCUUAUAGUUAAUGGGUUGGCAUAUUCCAACUACUUUGCUUCCAAGCUCAUAGCAUUCUAUACACGAUUCAAACAGUUGGGUCCUGCUCGAAAGCUGUUUGAUAAAAUUCCUAAAUCAAAUAAACUUGGUUGGGUUGCUCUUAUCGGAUCCUAUGCUCGCCAUGGGUUUUAUGAAGAGACCAUGUCUAUGUUUUUCAAAAUGCAGAUGGAAGGAUUAAGAUAUGAUAUAAUUGUCCUACCCAGUGUUCUUAAAGCCUGUGCACACCUCUCUGAUUGGAAUACUGGAGAGAAGUUACAUGCUGUUGUUUUGAGAAAUGAGUUUGAAUCUGAUGCAUUUGUGAUGAGUGCACUGAUUGAUAUGUACUCAAAAUGUAGGAUGGUUGAGAAGGCAAAAAUAGUGUUUGAUGGCAUGGUGGAAAUUGAUUUGGUGGCAUUGAAUACUAUGGUUUCUGGGUAUGUUCAAAAUGGUGUGGUUACAGAAGCAUUAGGUUUGGUUGAGGAAAUGAAAAUAUUGGGAAUGAAGCCUGAUGUUGUGACGUGGAAUACAUUGAUUACAGGGUUUUCACGAGCAAAAGAUAAAUUGGCAGUCGAAAAAAUCUUCAGAAUUAUGGAUGAGGAGGGGGUUAAACUUGAUGUGGUGUCUUGGACAUCAGUAAUCACUAGUUCUGUACAAAACUUUGAGCACGAGGAGGCAUUUCAUACUUUUCGACAAAUGUUGAGUGUGGGAUUGUAUCCAACGUCAGAGACAAUUUGUGGUAUUUUGCCUGCUGCUGCAAAUAUAGCAGAUCUACAGCAUGGUAAGGAGUUACAUGGUUAUGCUGUGGUAAUGGGGUUUGAAGAGAACGUCUAUGUUAGGAGCGCGCUAAUAGACAUGUAUGCUAAAUGUGGGUUGAUUUCUGAAGCAAGGUCAUUGUUCCAAAAGAUGUCUGAAAGAAAUACUGUCACCUGGAACUCCAUGAUAUUUGGCUAUGCAAAUCAUGGAUAUUGUAAUGAGGCAAUCCAACUUUUCGAUCAACUGCUUGGGGAGGAGGAAAUGAAAGUGGACCACUUGACUUUCACUGCUGUUCUCACAGCUUGUAGUCAUGCUGGGAUGGUUCAUCUUGGAGAAAGUUUAUUCCAAUUGAUGCAGGACAAAUUUGGGAUUGAACCAAGAUUAGAGCACUAUGCAUGCAUGGUGGAUCUUUUGGGAAGAGCUGGGAAGCUUGAUCAGGCUUAUGAUCUCAUCGAUAAAAUGGCUAUCGAGCCUGAUUCAUUUGUGUGGGGAGCGUUGUUAGGAGCGUGCAGGCAGCAUGGCAACAUUAAUCUUGCAGAUAUAGCCGCGAAACAUCUAGCCAAACUUGAACCUGAAAGUUCAGGGAGUAGUGUGCUGUUGUCAAAUUUAUAUGCCGACUUCAAUAAGUGGGGAAAUGCCACAAAGGUGAAGAAGAUGAUGAAGAAAAGGAGACUCAAAAGAUUGCCUAGUCGUAGUUGGAUAGAAGUGGUAUGAUAUAGAACAAUCCAUCUCUUGGAGAGGAAACUAGAUUGGUAGUAUUAGGCAGGACAGUAAAGCUUCUUCAUUUCAUAAAUUCCUUUGAAAUAUAUUGGUGUAUGCCAACUGGCCCAGAGGAGAAGCUUCAGAUUGUACCUCCUAAAACGUUAUCCUCAAGUAUCAUUGUUUUGAUCGGUUUAAGCUAAAUCAAGUCCACAUCGUACCGUGGACAUGUACUUUAACAGAAACCUACCACAUGAACUGGAGGAUCCAAUACUUGGCGAGCACCAGCUAUCGCUGGAGCAGCUGUGCUCAGUAUUCAUCCUAGAUCCGCUAGUGACCACAUGGUUGGCAUUCCGCAUUGCACAACAGAAUCGUCAAUCUCAGUAGUUUUUGUUAUGUGAAGUGUUCGAGCAGCUGAUCUCACCGCUUAUGCUUAGUAUUUAUCCUGGAUCCGCUAGUGACCACAUGGGUGGCAUUUUGUAUCGCGCAACAGAAUCAUCAAUCUCAAUGGUUUCUGUUAUGUGAAGUGUUCCAAUUGUAGCAUGCGAUUAUGUAACUCUAUUAUAAAAAUCCUUGACAUAAAAUGAAUGAACCAAAAACUCAACUUUUUUC
Molecule: messenger RNA, 2423 nt
Organism: Olea europaea var. sylvestris
Lineage: Eukaryota; Viridiplantae; Streptophyta; Magnoliopsida; Lamiales; Oleaceae
Product: pentatricopeptide repeat-containing protein At5g59600
Exons: 1
Coding region: 183-1826 (547 amino acids)
Biological process (GO): RNA modification
Molecular function (GO): protein binding; RNA binding
Source: RefSeq, a predicted model, not a curated record